Molecule: messenger RNA, 649 nt
Organism: Cydia splendana
Lineage: Eukaryota; Metazoa; Arthropoda; Insecta; Lepidoptera; Tortricidae
Exons: 7
Coding region: 111-500 (129 amino acids)
Source: RefSeq, a predicted model, not a curated record
UAGCAAUUCAACUUUUAAUUAAUUAGAGCGAAGUAACCGCUGUAAGGGUUUAAUUAAUCCCCACAAAGAGCCGUCAAUAUUAAUCAACGUUUGGUAUUAAACCUCUGAAAAUGAUAUUGAAGACGUACCUCUUUUGCGUAUUGCAGAUAACAUCGAUCACCUGGCACUUUGUAAUCGCGAUGCCAAGCAGCAGUGACAGUUCUUCCUCAGAAUCAGAAUCGAAAGAAAUGGAUUUGAAGAAAAUGCUUCAAGGCAUUAACUUAUCGGAUGAGUCUAAGGAAACUCAACAAGCUAUAGCACAUUACAACAUUGUGCAGAUGGCAAAGGACACAGCAAUUAAAGAUGCUAAAACACUAUUCCAUGAUAUGAUUAAAAAAGAUGAGGAAGAUCAGUUGCAAGGGUUAAACAAUCUUAUAACUCACUUGAAAAAAUUCGGUAUGCAGGGAGUACAACGAAAAUCGUCACGGCGAGACGAUGCCCAGCUUUACAUAAUUUUGUAAAUAAGACACUAGGUACUGUAUUUAUCUCGUUUCCUUGGUACACUGUUACUUAAAAUUCUUAUGUUUUAAGUAGUAUUAUAUUGCAUUAUUAUAAAAUAAUUUGUGUUACGUUGUUUGUCAAUCUUAAAUUUUCAAUAAAUGACAUUUUC